Messenger RNA from Loxodonta africana (African savanna elephant), 4064 nucleotides. RefSeq names its product PDZ domain containing 2 (gene PDZD2). The coding region runs from base 403 to 3636 and encodes 1077 amino acids. NCBI's taxonomy places the organism in Eukaryota, Metazoa, Chordata, Mammalia, Proboscidea, Elephantidae. The record is from RefSeq and is a predicted model, not a curated record. The transcript is spliced from 17 exons. Gene Ontology annotation, molecular function: protein binding.
UAAUUCUGAUGCAAGAAAUUGUUGAGGGAGUGAAGAAUUUUUUUUUUUUCAAGAUAUAUUGGGAUUGGCUCUGUUAAUAGGAAAAUUCUUCUCUGAUUCCCAAUCCUUGGGUACUUUUCAUUAGUAAUUACUAGUUCAUGGGUUUGUUUUGGAUUUUGGAUUAUUUUUACUGUCAACAAUUAUAUAGAUUAAAAGAAUAAAUGGAAUGUUAAUUUUCUUGAGGAAGCUGAGUGCCUCAGUGUGACCAAAUUUCGAAUCAUAUGGGUCCCAUAUGGGCCACUGAAGGCCUCUACCUGCUCCAUUGUUCAUGGAGGGUGUUUUGAGGUUUUAACCCAGCACUUCUCCUUUUGUUGCAGUUACCUGGCUGAGCAGUGCUGGAAUGGCGGCUUCAUCUACCUGAUCAUGCUGCGUCGCUUUAAGCACAAAGUCCAUUCUCCUUAUAAUGGCAACAGCAGCAACAGCUCUGAACCAGGAGAGACACCGACCUUGGAGCUGGGUGACCGAACUGCGAAAAAAGGAAAAAGAACGAGGAAGUUUGGGGUCAUUUCCAGACCUUCUACCAACAAGGCCAGUGAAGAUUCCAAGAGCAGUACUGGCUGUGAGUUAGACAAUGACCCCAGCUCUGAGCUGGACAAUGGCCCAGACCCUGACCUUGGAAAUGGUCAUGUCUUUGAACUAGAAGAUGGCCCAGAUACCCUCAAGGAGGUGGCCAGAUCCCAUCUAGAGAGGUCAGAAGUGGGCAAAGGGACAGAGCACAGAAUUCCAAAGACUGAUGCCCUUCUGUCUACAAGUCAUGACAAACGCUGCCUUUCAAAAUCUGGGAAGACAGACUUCCAAUCAAGUGACUGCCUGGCACGGGAGGAAGUUGGCCGGAUAUGGAAGAUGGAGCUGCUCAAAGAAUCGGAUGGGCUGGGAAUUCAGGUUAGUGGAGGCCGAGGAUCAAAGCGCUCACCUCACGCUAUCGUUGUCACUCAAGUGAAGGAAGGAGGUGCCGCUCACAGGGAUGGCAGACUGUCCUUAGGAGAUGAGCUGCUGGUCAUUAAUGGUCACUUAUUGGUUGGGCUGUCUCACGAGGAAGCUGUGGCCAUUCUUCGUUCAGCCACUGGAAUGGUUCAGUUGGUUGUGGCCAGCAAGGAGAGCUCUGCAGAGGACAUCCUCAGGUUAACAUCCAAGAGUUUGCCAGAUCUGACCAGCUCGGUGGAGGAUGUGUCCUCUUGGACCGACAAUGAAGACCAGGAGCCAGAUGGGGAAGAGGAGGAAGGAACCGGCUCAUCUUCUGUCCAGGGAGCAAUGCCUAGGACAGACGGUCCCCAAGAUCCGUGCGGCCCUGAGGAACCCAAGGGGAACUUGGAAAGUCCCAAACAGGGCAGCAAUAAAAUGAAACUCAAGAGCCGUCUUUCAGGGGGUGUACACCGUCUUGAAUCUGUUGAAGAGUAUAAUGAGCUGAUGGUGCGAAACGGGGACCCCAGGGGUAGGAUGUUGGAGGUCUCCCGAGAUGGCCGAAAGCACUCUCUUCCCCAACUGCUGGACUCUUCUGGAGCCUCACAGGAAUACCACGUCGUGAAGAAGUCAACCCGCUCCCUAAGCGCUACUCAGGUGGAAUCCCCGUGGAGACUUAUCCGGCCGUCGGUUAUCUCCAUCAUUGGCCUGUACAAAGAAAAAGGCAAGGGCCUUGGCUUUAGCAUUGCUGGAGGUCGAGACUGCAUUCGAGGACAGAUGGGGAUUUUUGUCAAGACCAUUUUCCCAAAUGGAUCAGCUGCAGAGGAUGGAAGACUUAAAGAAGGGGAUGAAAUCCUAGAUGUAAAUGGCAUACCAAUAAAGGGCUUGACAUUUCAAGAAGCCAUUCAUACCUUUAAGCAAAUCCGGAGUGGAUUAUUUGUCCUAACGGUACGCACAAAGUUACUGAGCCCCAGCCUCACGCCCUGCUCCACACCCACACACAUGAGCAGAUCCAGCUCCCCCAACUUCAACACCAGUGGGGGCACCUCGGUGGCAGGCUCCGAUGAAAGCGGUUCUUCAUCCCUGGGCCGAAAGACCCCUGGGCCCAAGGACAGGAUUGUCAUGGAAGUAACCCUCAACAAAGAGCCAAGAGUUGGAUUAGGCAUUGGUGCCUGCUGCCUGGCUCUAGAAAACAGCCCUCCAGGCAUCUACAUCCACAGCCUUGCCCCAGGAUCAGUGGCCAAGAUGGAAAGCAAUCUGAGCCGUGGAGAUCAAAUCCUGGAAGUGAACUCAGUCAAUGUUCGCCAUGCUGCUCUAAGCAAAGUCCACGCCAUUUUGAGCAAGUGUCCCCCAGGACCCGUUCGCCUUGUCAUCGGCCGUCACCCUAAUCCAAAGGUUUCUGAACAGGAAAUGGAUGAAGUGAUAGCACGCAGCACUUACCAGGAGAGCAAAGAGGCCAGUUCCUCGCCUGGCUUAGGUACUCCCUUGAAGAGCCCUUCCCUUGCAAAAAAGGACUCUCUUAUUUCUGAAUCUGAACUCUCCCAGUACUUUGCCCAAGACGGCCCGGGCCCCUUGUCAGACUUUGUGGUGGCCUGCUCCGAGGACGAGGAUCACCCGGGAGGUGGCUGUAGCACUUCAGAGGAUGGCAGCCUGCCCCCCAGCACUCCCCCUCACAAGGAACCAGGAAAAGCCAGGGCCAACAGCCUUGUGUCUCUCGGAAGCCAGAGGGCCUCUGGGCUCUUCCAUAAGCAGGUGACCAUUGCCAGACAAACCAGCCUCCCUGGAAGCCCACAGGGCCGCCGAAACCCUCUCCUCCGUCAGAGAAGGGUGGGCUGCUAUGAUGCUGAUGAUGCCAGCGAUGAGGAAGAUUUUGAUGGAGAACAGGACUGUGUUUCACUCCCAGAGACCCUCUCAGGUCCCAGCAGGCCUCAGACAGAGGAUGACCCUGGGCAUGUCAUUACAACCUUGCCCAAGGUCCUGGAUAUCAACGGUCUGGAGAAACAACCCCAGCAAACCCUGGUCAGCAAGGCCUCUUCAGCACCUUUCCUUGGCAGCUUGUUGGACAUAGAGAAGAGUGCUCCAGGGGAUGUGGUGGACUCUUCUUCCCACGUAGCUAACCUGCUGGACUCUACAGAGGCCCCCAAGGGUGGCCCUGGCUGCCCAGGGAAGAAGGAGCCGUCAGAAUGGAGGAGUUCACCCAAAUUGGAAUACAAAGCCAGUACAGGUGCCCAGAGUCUCAAGAGGAUGGAGUGCCCCAGUCCCCCCCAGCAGAAGAAUGAAUACCUGGGGCCCAGGCACAAGCCGGUGGCCAGGAUCAGCCCACACUGCAAGAGGCCCACAGCAGAGGCUAGGCCCAGUGGCUCGGAGACAGCAGACCUGGCUGACAAAGUCGAUGAAUCGUGUGCUCCGGACUUGAAGAUCCAGGCUACUUCCUUAAAAGUGACCAUCGCUGGUUUUCAGCCAGGUGGAACUGCAGAGAGGGAAUCUCUGGGAAAGCUGAGCGUUGAGGAUGGUUGUGUCCCUACCGAAGGAGAGCCAGCCAGGGCUCUGUCCCACCCGGAGGCCGACCACCUCACAGAGAGCCUGCCUGCAGCUAUACCAGUGGGGGUGCAACAACCUGUGACGGGUAAGAUUGUUGUAUCAUUUGUUAAGCUUAAAGAUAGGAGAGUAGACAUUAUCCUGAUAAAAGCAUUGUGAGUGGAGAAUUUUGAGUGGAGGGGGGUGUGGAAUCGCUAAAGGCAAACUAAGGACAUGUAAAAGCUACCUGCAUUUACUAGUGCCUGGGCAGUGCAAAUGAUGAAUGCCCUUGGCUACUCACUGAAAGGUUGAUAGUUUGAGUCCAUCCAGAGGUGCCUUGGAAGAAAGGCCUAGCAAUCUACCUCUGAAAAAUCAGCGCUUGAAAACCCUAUGGAGCACAGUUCAGCUGUGACACACACGGGGUUGCCAUGAGUCAGAACCAACUGAGUAGCAAUGUAUUACCUGCAUUUAACAAUUUUGUUCGUGGUGGUUGCCAUCAAGUUGAUUCCAACUCGUGGCCACGCCGCAUGUGUUACAGAUAGAACUGCUCCACAGGGUUUUCUUGGCUGUGAUCUUAACAGAGAGGAACCCUGGUGGUACAAUGGUUA